This is a messenger RNA of Homarus americanus (American lobster), 2092 nucleotides long. Its product is annotated as tenascin-like. The transcript has 8 exons. The coding region runs from base 76 to 1383 and encodes 435 amino acids. Lineage: Eukaryota; Metazoa; Arthropoda; Malacostraca; Decapoda; Nephropidae. The record is from RefSeq and is a predicted model, not a curated record.
GACUUGGCACCACUGUUUGUGGUGUUGGCCUGGUUGGACACUUUAAUUGCUUAACAAACAAGUCAACCAAAGACGAUGACAAGAAUCAAAUUUAAUAUAUGGACGCCACUGUUAUUGAUUUUCGGAUUUGUGCAGUUAUGUGAGUGUGAUGUUGGCGAUGAUUGCACAGGUGGUGGUGGUUUCUCCUGUAGCUUCAGAGAGAAAUGUGUUGAUGGUAACUGUCUUUGUAAAGAAAAAUUGGAUUUGGAAUAUAAUAAGGAUACCCUCACUCCAAGUUGCAAUGUGAAGUUUGGUUUUAUUUUAUCACAUGGUGACUGUAGAAGCUCCCCUUGUCCAGCCAAUGCAACCUGUGUUGAUAAUAAAUGCAAAUGUGACGAAGGUUUCUUGAAAAUUAAUGAUGAAUGCAAAAAGGGAAACCCACAAAAGGUUCUUGCAGCUUGCAAUCCUAAAUCAUCAAAUGGUGUUAUAAACUCCUGUGAUAUAGAGGAAUACAGCCUGUGUGAAAAUGGCCUGUGCAUAUGCUUUGCUGGAUACUUUGCGAAUACUACCAGUGGGAAAUGUGAACGACAGUCUUCAUACCUUAAGGCUUAUGGCCUCACAGAAUACCGUGUGAAGCCUGGAGAGUAUUGCAAAGAUGACGGUCAAUGCAUUCCUGGUCUAGUGUGUAAAAGUUUUAAGUGUUCCUGCCCGGGGAGUUGUAGUUACAACAGCAAAAGAGAAUCAUGUGAUUGUGGAGAAGUUGAUACACCAAAUGGACCUAUAAUAGUUGGUGUUAUUUUUGGUUUCAUCAUCAUUGUUUUCUGGAUCUGGAGGAUCAAGAAAACUGCUGAAACGUUAAAGAAGAAAAAAGCUACCCAGUUCUCCACAGUAUUAUCAAAUGAUGACGAGUCUCCAUCACAGACUUCAUACCCCCUCAGAUCUGUUCAGUCACCAUUCUCAGCACCUUUUGAAGCCACAGAUGCUCAUCCAGUACCUCCAGGACGAUUUUCUGUGAACCCAACAUUUGAUGGUGGCAGGCAGUCACCAAUACCAACAAAGAAACCGGAAGAGCAAAAUCCCUCACCAGUUGCCCCAUAUCCUCCCAGUGAACCAGGAGCUCUGCCCUAUCCCUCACCUUUGCCUCCUCCAUACUCAGGAGUCAUGCCUGAGCUUCCUCCUCCAUACAGUGUGGAUCCCCCAUUGAUGACUGGCUCCCCCCCUUCCUAUCCAUAUAACAGUACUUCCAUGCCUACUGCUCCUUACCCAUCUAGCCACUCUGCCACUCCCUACUCAUUGAACCCAUCUGCAACUCCUUACCCACCUCCAGCAGCCCCCAACCAGGAAACUGGAAGUAGUACAGCACCCCCAGCAUACAAUCCCACUUACAGUGUGAACAAUCCUUAAACUGGGGUUAUUUUUAUUCUAACAAAUCAAAACUAUUUUUGCAAUUCUAGUUCCUUGAAAAAAAUUAUUAAAUAAUUCAACAGACCAUCUACCAUGAAUGUACUGUACAUUAGUGCUAGAUUUAAGGCUCUCAGUGUACAGUACUUCGAUUUGACACCAUUUCAGUAUACCUUGGCCACUUCUCAUUCACCAGCAUAUGCUGCUUUUGAAUUUUAUGCACCACAAAUAUUACAUAUUUUAAGAACAUUGAAGCCCCAUUAGUCUAGACUCCAAUAAUCUUAAAACUCCGUAAUCUGUAUUUCACAGCCUUGUCUGCCAUUUUUUACCUUAAGUGUUAAUUAUUUUUUUCUGUAAUUAUCUUUAUUCUCUUGAUUGGUUUAAUCUGUCAGCCAAUUCAUUAGAAUAUUGCUAGUAAUGCUGGUCAUUCUUAAGUUGGUGGUAAAACAUUUACAAGAAACCAUGGAAAAUUAACAUUUAACAAUUACCAAGUAGUCAGAAAAAAAUAUAUCUCUAUAAACAAGCUUCAACAUUAUGUUAGAUAGAGCAGUAAAUACAGUAUUAUGAAAGAAUAUCUGUCACUGUAAGCACUAUUCAUGAUUAUAUAUAUAUAUAUAUAUAUAUAUAUAUAUAUAUAUAUAUAUAUAUAUAUAUAUAUAUAUAUAUAUAUAUAUAUAUAUAUAUAUAUAUAUAUAUAUAUAUAGUAUAUAUA